AUGUCUUUUGAUCGAGUGCUUCCCGACCCAGCUGGUCUGCACCAUGACAAUACCCAAGUCAGAUCUAGCGACCUUUCUGACCACAAGAUCAUGAGUGACCCCCCAAAAUCUCAUGGACAGUUGGUGUACCGCCCAGAUUCGUUCAAGUAUGCCGAUUUGCGGCAUGAUAUACCUCAUGCUCAUCACCAAAUGACCGUCCUGAACCAAGGGCAAAUUCCAGGGCCGAGGCCCGAUCAGAAUGAUCCGAUGAUGCCUAUGGCUAAUGCCCAUUCCAAUCUUAUGAGGAGAGCGCCUGGUCCUGUGGUAUCCACGAAAGAAGUAUCCCGAUCGUCCUCCUCCUCUGGCAGUGCCAGUCCGGUGAGGUCCGCCAAGGAGAGAGACACUUUUUGUCUUUGCCAGCCGGACCCGAAAGUCCCGCGACCUCGUAAUGCAUUUAUUUUGUACCGACAACACUACCAGGCAACGGUCGUGGCGCAUAAUCCGGGCAUGGCGAAUCCAGAUAUUUCCAAAAUCAUUGGUACGCAGUGGAGGAACCUCUCUGAAGAAGAAAAGUCCAAAUGGAGGACUCUGGCGGAGGAGGAGAAACUCCGUCAUAACCAGCAAUACCCGGGUUAUCGCUAUCAGCCCAGACGUAGUGGCCGGGAUGGUGGUGCUCGUGGCUCUGGCUCAGGCAUCAGUAACAACCCAUCUGGUGGGACUCACUGCACUCGCUGUGGGGGUCGAUUUAUGCAUCCCCCCUCACCAAUGACCCCUUUCACACCCACGACUGUUUCCACAGAGUACCGAUCAUCAGGCCUCUCAACACCCAUCGCACAAAAAACUGUCAUGACGGCGAGGAGCUCACACGGCCGCGAGAGAGAUGAGCCUAAGCUGAUCAAAAUUGAGGCGCUGGAAUCACGCUCUCGAUCUCGCCAUGGGGAAGAGAUUGGUGAGAGGUCACCAGACAAUAAACGUCGCCGUGUUUCUCACACCCCUCUCAAGCCGGGUAUGAUCGCCCACCGAGAUAGAAGUCCCGAGUCUCCAUACUCGGCGGCCCCGUAUGGUACUCGUCCAGAUAUGCAACCUAGAAACAUGCUGCCGAUGCUUCAACCGCAGCGCCAAUAUAGCAGCGUGCAAGGCCAGUCACACCCAGACCAAAGCCUAAAGCUACCACCGCUCCAGACCGGCACACCAGUCAUGACUCCUCUUACCCCGAACUUCUCCACCGAACCUAGCGUGGAGGCCACUGUCAUGACAAUCCCAGUCCUGAAUAAGAUCAAGGUGCUAGCGAAAAUAUCACCGCCGCUGGUCCCCUCAUUCCGAGAGUCGAGCCCCCAAAUCCGAGGCCCCGUCAUCGCAGUCGACGGCCACGAUCCGGAACUCGUCCAAGUCGCCGUGGACUACCUCCAACGCCUCCUCCGGAAGGAACCCAAAUACCACGUCCGCGUCUUCGACGGACCAGAUAUCAAACCACCACGCAAAUCCAGCUCAGAAGGUGGCCCAAUGGGUGACGCAGCAGUCGACUACCUCGACACCAUUUCAGCAUGGCACCGCAUCUCUGAAGAGGUCGUCAGCUUCGUAAAGUCCAUCUCGACAGCCAUGUCAGUUGACUCUCGCUCCAGCCCAGAGGAGGAGUCCAACAAGCUGAGCCUAUCACCCAAAUCCCUCAUACCAGAGACUGCCAGCAUGUAUAUCCACUCCCCUGCACAAUCCAGCGAGAAUAGCUCGGAUGCGAGCGUCACAAGUACACCUGGCAGCCCGUGUGCAAUUCCCAUUGCUCUUGUUCCACAAUACCAGAUCACGACGGCGGAUGCAUUCGCCUGCUCUAUUCCUAUCAAUGAUUCGUACGGCCCUCUAGAUCACUGGCAGUGGAUGGCGUCGCUGUGGCGCGCCUGCGUCGGUCCCGAUAUUACCGUUUAUAUUCGGGAGUGUACCCGAGAGGAGCUGGAUCGGGCGGGUGGGAUUGCGGUCGAGGUGCGAUUGCAGGAUGCGAGAACUAUCGUGCUGAGGAAGAUUGCUGGUUCAUCGCGUGAAUUGGAGAAGGCGUUGAAGCGCGUUGGGUUCGAGAUUGAGGACUUUUUGACACAGUGA
Molecule: messenger RNA, 2070 nt
Organism: Penicillium odoratum
Lineage: Eukaryota; Fungi; Ascomycota; Eurotiomycetes; Eurotiales; Aspergillaceae
Product: putative HMG box transcriptional regulator
Exons: 3
Coding region: 1-2070 (689 amino acids)
Biological process (GO): anatomical structure morphogenesis; cell differentiation; negative regulation of transcription by RNA polymerase II
Molecular function (GO): DNA-binding transcription factor activity, RNA polymerase II-specific; RNA polymerase II cis-regulatory region sequence-specific DNA binding
Source: RefSeq, a predicted model, not a curated record